GGGGGUGAUGAUUGAAAUCGCAAAAUGUAAGCGAGGGUGCGCGUGCACAAGGAGCGUGAAAUUUAAAACGGAAGCAGGUAGACGCAGCACAACUUCGCUUCCGGUGUAAAUAUGUGAAGAGAAAUCCAGCUGUUGUUCAUUAAAAAUCCAAAUUUAUAAACGCCAUCAUGGGGAAUGGUAUGAAUAAGAUUAUUAAAGGUGUAUAUAUUGGUAAUUUUCGAGAUUCUAAAGAUCAAAAACAACUAACAGAGAAUAACAUAACACACAUCCUUUCAAUACAUGAUAAUGCCACACCGAUACUGCCUGACAAGGAAUAUCUGUGCCUUAUAGCUAGUGAUCAUCCUGCUCAAGAUCUCACUCAGUUUAUUUCACAAUCAAAUGAUUUUAUACAUAAAGCUCGACUCAGUGGAGGAAAUGUUAUUAUUCAUUGCCUGGCUGGUGUAUCACGUAGUGUUACAUUAACAGCUGCCUAUAUCAUGACAGUAACAAAUCUUCAAUGGAGAGAUACCUUAAACUCAAUUCGUGGUGCUAGAAGUUGUGCAAACCCAAAUUUUGGCUUUCAAAGGCAGCUGCAAAAAUUUCAGGAAGAAAUGUUAGAAGAGGAAAAGAAACGUUUUUUUGCUCUUCAUGGAAAAAGUCCUUUUGAUGAUGAAUCCGAUUGUAAAAUAAAUCUUAGUGCCUACCAAAAGUUUUUAUUAGGUAAUGCGGAAGAUGAGUCUACAUAUCCACUACCACAUAAUGCCUACACUGAGAAAGAAAAAAGACAAGGAUCUAAUGAAGAUAAAAAAUCAUCUUGAACAAAAUCCAACUCGCACAAAUUAAGAAAACCAGGUAUCGAUAAGAUUUAGAAUAUAGGAACUGUUUUGUAUAUUUGGUAGAAUUACCUUAAUGUGUUUUAUUAAGGAGUCUGUAAGUUAUCGGUUGUUUUUCAAGCAGCAUCAUACAUACUCUUAAGUCAAGGUAUAUCUGUAAUAAAUGUAGAUAAAACUGGUGUACAGUUUGAGUUAUUAACGACUGCCAAUAGUUUAUAAAUGUAUGAACUUUAUAUUAAAGUACAUAUACUCUACCAGUAUUUUUCUUUUGUAAUUUAUCAUCUUUGAAAAUGAAAGAAGUCAUUGAUGUGAUUGAUAUGUUGUACACUAAAGACAGUGUUACUGUAUACUUAGAUUAUUGGGUUUACAUUUUUCUUUAAUAAUUCUUAUAACUGAUUGCUUUUUCUUCAAUAUAUGAGUGAGAAAAGAAAAAAAAAGAUUGGAAACCUCAUUAUUAUACAUUUUCCAUGUAGCAUUAUUCAUCUGUUGUAAGAAUUGUUGGCACAUUGUUUCAUUAAGUAGUUUUUAUUCCAAUCAUCCAUAUUAAAUGGAUAUAAAUAUAAAUGGGAAGCUUCAUCACUUUAAUGAUGAUUUUGAAGUAAAUUAUAGAGCUAUUCAUGGUAUAACAUUGUUCAUUACUUUAUGUUAUUAAUGUUUCAAGAAUUAUAAAGACACCUGAUAAGCUUGGGAUAUUACUGGCAGCUAAUGCCCUGGUUUCCAUGUUGCUGGUUUCUUUGGAAAGUUUGCUAGAGCUUGAAAUAUUUGGGUUUCUACAGUUAUUUGGGCCAGUACUCUUUAAUUUUUGAUAGUCACCCUGAUGAACAUUUAUUUCAAUAAUAAAGUACUGCGUGUAUUUUACAUAUAAAGUUAACUUGUACAUGUACAAUGGUAAUCUUAUUUUUAAACUAUGGUGCUACUUUUUAAAAAUAUCCUUGUUCAAAUUUUGUGUAAAAAUAUAUCAAAUGUUUGUCAAUAUUGUUUGCUAGUAUCAGUGGUGAUCCUAGACCAUUAUUUGCAUUUAUUUGUUAUGUCUUUAAUUAGAUCACAUUUUGAUGAUCAUUUUUGCAAUAUUCAACCAUUUUAUUUGUUUUCAACAAAUUUAGAUUUUUAUUAUAAUAACAAUUCAUGAAAAAAUCUCUAAUAGUUUGUUUGAUUUACUGUGUAUAUUUUCUGGUUUAUAUGUGAUAACUAAUAACUAAUAAUGAUUUUUCUAAUAAAGAUAUUAGAUAUGUGUAAUAUUUACUGAAAUUUAAGAGGUCAGUAUACAACAAUUUAUGCAAUUUAUUGUGAAAAUUUGUGAAAUUAUGCAAUUGUUGAAAUUGUUGUUUAUAAUAUUUUCAAGAUACUUUAUUCAAUAUAAACUAAAUAUUGUUGAUACUAUUAAGAAUCUCAUACAAGUAAUUUUAUUUAUAUCAAAUACAUCAAUGCAUGUCAUUUGAUAACAAAAAAGUCAACACUUCACCGAGAUGACAUGUUUAAUAUUUAUUGCCAAAAAGAAAUAUUGAAAUCAGGGUGCCCAAUCAAAUGGUUUGGUAAAGGAAUAUCUUAUCAAUGAGAGUAGUAAAAUGAUUAUCUCCAAUCAAUAAUGAUUCCCUUAAAAACAAGUUUUGAUAUAGUUAUCACUGAAAAUUGUUUUUAAACAUAAUGAAGAAAACAAAUAAUAAUCUGACUGACUCAUUAAAGUAGCAAUGUUUUUUUGGGUUUUUUUAUUUCAUGUCCAAUCUUAACAUGAUGUAAUAACAUGUUAGUUUAUAGCCAUAUACUGCUUACUGUUUCCUAUAUAUUCCGACAUUUCUCAAGUUAGAAAAAUUCAAUUUCUUUAAAAAUGUGGUAAACAAGAAGGGUACGAUGUAACAGAAUUUGAGAAUUACUAUCUAAUAUUGUUAGGUAUAUUUAACAAUAAAUUUGUUUACAAGCUGACAAAUUAUGACCAAUUAUUCUGAUAUGCAUAAACUAAGUGCUACUUUAAAUAGAUUUGUAAAAUAAAACUUGUAACAAAAUAGGAAGAAAUGUCUGUUGAAGAAAUUGUUAUAGUUUUGAUGAAUGUCAGGUUUCAAACAUCUCAUUUUCAUGUACUUAAUAUUAAUAUCUGUAGUUUAAAACCACAAUGGAGAAAAUCAAACAAAUGAUGUUGUAACCAAAAGGUAGAGCCUUUUGUGAUUUUGUAUGUGAUAUGUUUUUAAUUUAUUUUUGUAAAUUUUUAUAUCCUCUGGAAGAAGCAUUUGAUUUCAUUUUAGAUAAUAAUAAAUGUGUGCAACAA
This is a messenger RNA of Patella vulgata (common limpet), 3072 nucleotides long. RefSeq names its product dual specificity protein phosphatase 22. The transcript has 6 exons. Gene Ontology annotation, molecular function: protein tyrosine/serine/threonine phosphatase activity. The record is from RefSeq and is a predicted model, not a curated record. Lineage: Eukaryota; Metazoa; Mollusca; Gastropoda; Patellidae. Gene Ontology annotation, cellular component: cytosol. Bases 168 to 797 code for a protein of 209 amino acids. Gene Ontology annotation, biological process: protein dephosphorylation.